This is a messenger RNA of Salvelinus sp. IW2-2015, 692 nucleotides long. NCBI's taxonomy places the organism in Eukaryota, Metazoa, Chordata, Actinopteri, Salmoniformes, Salmonidae. The record is from RefSeq and is a predicted model, not a curated record.
UUCGGCUUCUGUUGUACUAUUAGUCAGUUUGACUUCCAACCCCAGCCAUGUUGUUCAUCUGGUCAAUCACUAUGUUCUCAGUAAUUGGUGACACCUAUGAGCAGACAAUAGAGCCAAACCAACAUGAAGUGUAUGCAGAAGUGGGUAGUAAUGUUCUUCUUUCAUGCAACUACUCCUCAGCGUACAAUCUACUAUGGUAUAAACAGUCUCCGGGAUCAGCUCCCCAAUAUCUUCUGCUCAUCCCGCACUCCACUGGGACUGAAUAUAGAGCUGAUUCGCUUGAUGCUCGCUUCUCUGGUAAACUGAACAAAGAGAAGACCCGUGUUGAUCUGGAGAUCUCCUCUGCUGAUGUGACAGACUCUGCUCUGUUCUACUGUGCUCUGAGGCCCACAGUGACAGGAAACUCAGAAACACUGUACAAAAACCUAACAUCGCCUGAGAGAGUAUUUCUACUCUGUAGUUCCAAGUUGCAUUUGACAAUAGUGCCUUCAAGUGGAGUCAACAUGCACCCAUUCUAUUGUGUACAAGUGUUGAAGACUUCUCAUGUGGACUACUCUGGGAUCAUAACCAACACUGAUAGCACAAAAUGGACCUCACACAUGAAAAAGAGGACAACCGUUGUGGAUCUGGAGAUCUCCUCUGCUGAAGUACAGACUCUGCUCUUUACUACUGUGCCCUGGAGCCCACAGUGA